Osmerus eperlanus (European smelt) is the source of this 5720-nucleotide messenger RNA. It is a transcript of the gene onecut1, whose product is annotated as one cut homeobox 1. Gene Ontology annotation, cellular component: nucleus. NCBI's taxonomy places the organism in Eukaryota, Metazoa, Chordata, Actinopteri, Osmeriformes, Osmeridae. The coding region runs from base 562 to 2064 and encodes 500 amino acids. Gene Ontology annotation, biological process: regulation of transcription by RNA polymerase II. The transcript has 3 exons. The record is from RefSeq and is a predicted model, not a curated record. Gene Ontology annotation, molecular function: RNA polymerase II cis-regulatory region sequence-specific DNA binding; DNA-binding transcription factor activity, RNA polymerase II-specific.
AUGCCAAAAUGUCUGUACUUUAUCAAACUUGUGAGUAGGCUGCUGGACACACAAAUACAGUCUAGUUUACAGCGGUAACUUCCUUAAUAUUUGACGUCAGAAUCAAGCGCGUUGAGCGUUUGUGUGUGUUUGUGUGUGUGUUUGGUGGGAGGGGACGGAUGACUGCUAUUGCGCAUGUGUGGUUCGUGGGAGCUGCAGCGGUUGAGCACUGGUCUGGGGAAACCGAGUUGCUAGAGCCACGGCUAGAGAGAUGGCGCGGGACCCGACCGGAGAGCGAGGACUGCUUAUAGGCGGCGGGGGGGCUUGACUUGAAAUAGAAAAAAUAGAAAAAUAGAAAAGAAAAGAAGAAAGGAAAAAAUGAGUUUAAAAAAAACGUACUAAACGACAUCGAGGUUAUGAAAGAAGACCAAGCGGAGGGACAGAAAACAACGAAUCUUAAGACAUUUUACAAACAAAUAACACAACAAAAGGAAAUUGAACUUUUCUUGACGUGCGGACUUCUCAACUCCAGUCAACCGCGCUAGGUAAGAUAGAUGGUUUGGUCACAGCGGUGCCCGGAUCAUGAACGCCCAGCUGUCGAUGGAGCAUAUUGGGGACCUGCACGGAGUGAGUCAUGAGUCAGUGACCGGUACUGGAGAGCUGCUGAGCGGCCACAGCCCGCAUACCCGCCCGGGCCCCCGAGGCCUGUCCCAUCGCGCUAUGGGCAUGGCGACACUGCUGGAUGGCGGAGACUAUCACCCCGGUCACCCCGGUCACCCCGGUCAUCCCGGCCAUCCCGGUCAUCCCGGUCAUCCCGGACACCUGCACCCUGCCAUUAGCAUGUGCGAAGCCCCUCCUGGCAUGAGCGCCAGCAGCACCUAUACCACCCUAACCCCACUGCAGCCAUUACCACCCAUUUCCACCGUCUCUGACAAGUUCCCUCACCAUCAUCACCACCACCACCAUCAUCAUCCACACCCGCAUCCCCAUCAACGAAUUCCGGGCAACGUCAGCGGCAGCUUCACGUUGAUGAGGGAGGACAGGGGUCUGGCGCCCAUGAACAGUCUGUAUCCAUCUUACCAUCACAAGGAUCCUUGCAUGGGACAGAGCCUCUCCCCACUGUCCGGCUCCGGCCUGGCCAGCAUACACACUUCCCAGGCUGGUCUACCCCCCUACGCUCAUCCCGGUGCUGCCAUGCCCGGAGAGAAGAUGCUCACACCCAGUGGGUUCGAGGCUCACCACCCAGCCAUGCUCGGUAGACACACCGAGCAGCACAUGAACUCCUCGGUGGGUAUGGUCCAGCUCAAUGGUCUCCACCACCACCCGCACGCCCACAUUAGCGUACAAGGCCAUGGCCAAGGCCUAGGCAACAAUCGGGAGCAGAGUCAGGCCCCAGGGCAGCAAGGUGUCAACGGUGAUAGUUCGGGGGCCCAGAUGGAGGAGGUGAAUACCAAAGAGGUGGCGCAGAGGAUCACCACUGAGCUAAAGCGCUACAGCAUUCCCCAGGCUAUCUUUGCGCAGCGCGUUUUGUGUCGUUCUCAAGGCACCCUCUCCGACCUCUUGAGAAACCCGAAGCCCUGGUCCAAACUCAAGUCCGGCCGCGAGACUUUCCGAAGGAUGUGGAAGUGGCUGCAGGAGCCUGAGUUCCAACGCAUGAGCGCGCUCAGGCUCGCAGGUGAGCGAACCCUCGGCAAUGUAAGAGUUCAACAACCCUCUGCUGCCGCCUCGCGGUUGUCGCUUGUCAUGGCGGACGAAGUGAUGUUUUCAGAACCAUGGACAGCGGUUUCUUUAAACGCAUGCAAGCGUAAGGAGCAGGAUCAUGGCAGGGGCGAGCACGGCAGUGGGUCUAAGAAGCCGCGGCUUGUGUUUACUGAUGUGCAAAGACGGACGCUACAUGCCAUCUUCAAGGAGAACAAGCGUCCGUCCAAAGAGCUGCAGAUCACCAUCUCUCAGCAGCUGGGCCUCGAGCUGACCACAGUCAGCAACUUCUUCAUGAAUGCACGCCGCCGGAGCCUCGACAAGUGGCUGGACGACGGCUCAGGUCACUCUGCCAACUCUGGCCCUAAUGCCUGCACCAAAGCCUGAAGACACGGAAUGACUCGGUGGAAAAGCUUUACUACGAGGAAACAAGGACAACUAGACCUUGAAACAACGUUUUGCCCUUAAACCUGUACUAUACUGAUAUUUAUAGUAUCCAAAGAUGAAAAAAAAACCAAAGACUUCGUUGACCUGCUUUAAAGUUUGUUCUGCAACACAUUUUAGUCUAGCAUUCUGCAAAAAAAAAUAAUUACUCCCUUAUCACCGGUCUUACAGCUUUAUACCUCCAAUCCCAACCUGCCAUCCACCGUCCUUAUCUUUGAUCUUAUUGGUAGGUUUGGUCAUCGGUGUCUGAAUGGAGGUUUAAUCAGCCUAUCAGCAGUGUUUAUUCUGCAGAUGUCACAGGGGGCACUCCAGGUGCAAAUACCAAAAAAGAGGACCUCCAGUGGGACUAGCCAAUCAGCUUUGAGCAGGAACCCCACAGGAGUAACUGGAAUGUUUGUGCAGUGGUAUGGAUUUAUGGAAGUCUCUGUGUGUCAGGAACUCUAGGUGGAUGUCUUGACCAACAAAAAGACAGAGACUGUCCACAACAGACCACAAAACCUGCCCCAAACCCUAACUGUGGCCCUAUCCCUCUCUGUGGUGCUUUCUCCCUACAUGCUGAAACAUCGAACAUGCAAACCAAAGCUUUCUACACUUUACAUCCACCCAUGUGCGAUUUAAGCAUAGAAUCUUAGGCUAUCAAAUGCCAUGAUAUAACCAAAGAGAAGAUAUAUUUUGUUGUUAAUCAUCUAAAGAGUAUUUUUACUGCACCCCUGGACUGUUAAACACAUAGGUAUAUAAACAUAGAUUCAGACUAUCAUAGAUACUAUCACUUAUCUAUGAUAGUAUCUAUGAUGUCAUCUGUACAAAAACAACAAUCUGAUGGGUCAAUGUAAUGGGAAUUGCUCUUCAGAUUGAGAGACAGAUUUUAUUCAAUGGAGACAGUUGCCUUAUGGAGGCUGGCCUGGACUGAACAGUCAACUGAUGUGGUUUUCAAUCAUCUUUAACGAUAUAGACGGAAGAUUCUGCAUUAUAUUUCAAGAAUCUUCUGUUGAAAUGCAUUCAUGUUGCUGAGAGGUAUUUGAUCAUGUUUUCAGGGAUAGCUUAUGGAUCUAUAGUUCUAGCAAAUACUUUGAAAUGCCAGCAGCUACUAACCAAAGAUAAAUCCUUCAGUAGAAGCAUUUCUCUGUGUCUGCGCUCUAUAGUCGAGCUGUGAACAUUGUCUUUACCACCCAUGCCAGUUUCGGAUUCCAAUGUCAAUUUUAUCAACGUAUUGCCAUUACUUUUCUGGGAGCCCUUACAGACACUGUUGAGAGCAAGGACUGCGACCUUGAGCCAUCUCUUAGAGGACAAAGCGCAGCUCCAUUCUGUAAAGGCCCUAAAUCAGUCCCGGUCUCACUUACCAGCCAAGGUGUUUAUCUUCAAGUGCUUCACUUAAAAACAGUUCUGUAUAACUCAAACAGCGACUCAGAUAUUCAUCUUCAAACGAAUCUCCCCUUCGGUCUGCUUCUAUCCCUCCACUAGCCUCUAAACGUGAGAGUCGAGAGAAGGAUGAGUUCAAUGCAUUUCAGUAUUUGGGAGAAAGCACUACACUGGGCUGGCCAAGGGCGUAGGAGCACUCAAUCUAUCAGCUGGCCUCCCACCACCAUCCGCCUAUGGGCGGGGUUAACGUCUUGAUACAUGGAUAGCAGAGACAACAAUGAAGGUAGUUUGAGACAGAAGAAACAAAAGAAAAAGAAUGGAGGAAAAAAUCAUAUGUGUUAAGACCUACUGAUGUUUUAUAGUGUGAACCAAAGAUGCUACCUCACUCAAUUUCCAUUUGUGAUCUCUAUCACUUUGUUGAUACCAAAGAUAACCAAAGAUUUUCUUAAUGCACGGCCUCGACGAGUGAUGCGAAUUGAUUAUGAUGUACACCCCCCCUCCCCUCCCCCCCCCUCCUCUCCUGACCACAUCUCCACUCUUCAUUCCUGCUAUGUGUGCUCUCACUUCAUCUGCGCUCUGAUACAACUCUGUUUGGCAGACAUGCUGACUCAAUUCUAGGUGGAUAUGCUGUUGUAACUAGAGAAUAAGCAGACAUCAUAGCUGUAGGUAAACAUGAUGAUACAGCCAUGGGCAUGACCAGUUGUAUGUAUCUAUAGGCAGACAUGACCCUGAAAACUAAAGGUAGAUAUGUUGCAAUCUUUCUAAAACUCCCAGGACGAGUGCCUUGCUUGAACCAAAGUGUUAAACCACUGUUGACCUCUCACCUUUGACUCUGUGAAUACCUCAGCCUGUAGAAGGGCCACUACUGAAGAAACAAUGAUGAAUUCUCUCUCUCUUUCUCACCGUGGUGCUUUUGCCAGUGCAACCAUGCAAUGAAAACAUACCAAAGGAAUUUCUGUUGUCCACUUCUGCUGAUAAACCAAAGCUCCUUUCUCUCCUCUCUUGCCUGCCCCCACCUUCACUCGCCCCCACCUUCCCUUCCUCUCCCCUCCCCUCUCUCUCUGUAUCAUGUAGGGAGGCCCAGCACUCUGGCCGUGCAUGUCUUUACCAGUGUCUCUGAAUACCUCAUAGUAAUAAUUCCUUUGGGUUCUGCAUUUAAGAGUCUACUGUAUGCGAGUAAGGCAGAACUGAACUAGUUUGCUAAUCGUUAUUGUUACUUCACACCGCUGAAUGAUUAUUUAUUUCAAAGUUUGUUUUUUUGUGGAAGUGCUCUGUUUCAGUCAUGGAAGUUUCAGGGUUGUAGUAUGAAACUUGCAGAAGGAACAGAUACACUUUUUUUUUUUAUCAGACACUGACUUAUGCCAAUAUUAUAAUGAAGGUAGACUAUUGUUUUUACAGGGUAAAACCAAUUGCUGUGAUAAUGUGUUUAUAUUUUUCUCUUUUAUCUACUUCUGUGUUGUGAUUUGUUUUAAUUUAAUUGCAUUUUUGUAUUGUUUAACCACUGCUUUAAUUUAUGCAUUUGUAGUAAAUCUAGAUUUGUAUAUAGUAGGUUUUUGAAAAAACAAAAAGACAGUCAGUUUUAUGUUAUAGCCUUAUUUCCCAUGCUUAGAUAAUGAAGGAGCUGUUUUUAUUCUUCUUCACCUAAAUCUUAGCCGGCACUUCAAUAUGUGUUCUGAACACUGCCAGAAACCAAGACAGUUGAUUUGCCAACAAAGACAAAGUUAUACAGGAGUUACAUUGUUUAACAGUUGGCAAAAAGCAGUGUGCGUGUUUUCUAUUCUUUAAAACAAAUUAUUUUAUGGGUAUCACUGCACAUCCAAAGAUUUUUAAAACAAACCAAAAAGAGAAAAAAAUGAGAAAAUAUGUAUAAUGUUAAAAAAGCACUGGCAUUCGUGAGAUAGACCUGUUGAGUUUUGAUUUGCCAUUCGCACGGGUAUAGAAUGUAGAAGGCGUAGGAUUCUGUAGACAAACUUACUCUACCAUGUGGGGAAUCUCCUGUUUUAAUGUACAAUCUGAAGCAUUUGAAAUGAGGGCUGCAAGUCCUGCUCACUUUGCCGUCUCAUGCACAGAGUGGGGUGGAGUGUAGGCAGGGCAGCCGGUCUGCCAGGGGUGGUGCCACGGAGCUGGGUCUGUUUUUAUUCCCGUGGCAUCGCAGCCUAGCUCCAUCAAGUAUCUGUUCUUUUGGUACGUACUCGUGUAAUGACAAUGAGCAAAGUCUAAUAAAUCUGCAAAGAACCGUA